Notodromas monacha is the source of this 3416-nucleotide messenger RNA. NCBI's taxonomy places the organism in Eukaryota, Metazoa, Arthropoda, Ostracoda, Podocopida, Cyprididae. The record is from the annotation of a GenBank genome assembly.
GCAGAUGUGAUCCAAAAAUGGUGGUGGGAUGGAUUAUAUUAAUGUGUACAUCGAAGCUUUGACAGGGACCCGGUUCCAUCUCCGAGUAUCCCUUCAAGAUCGGAUAUUCGCCAUCAAAAUGUGGAUUCUUCGUCACGAAGGAAUUCCUGCCAGCUACCAACAUUUGAUAUACGGAGAUGUGGAACUGGAAGACGACGCUACUUUGGAGAGCUGUCAUGUGCCUGACAAAGCCACGUUGAAGCUGGUAGUUUCCAUGCGAGGAGGACCAGUUCGAAUGCGACGCAUUCCACCGUCUGGCGAAGUGGAUAUGUCUUGGCUGGAAAUGUGGGACCUACUUGACCUCAAUCAAGAGCAGAUUUGGGAUGUGGCACCCGGGGGAAAACCCGUCACGGUCUUGCUAUUUAGGGAUGGGGAGAGCGUCAACUUUUUCCGGGUCAUCGAGAAUUCAGACGGGACCUAUUCGCCUCUAUCCGAAACCCUGAACGGGAACACAUUGAGAUCUUUAUUCGCGGAAGCCGACGAUGAGUCAGCAAGAAAGGCAAUUGAGAAUGACCUGUUACGGGAGAAAUUGAACGAGCUUCGGACUAAGAUGCAAUUGAAGGGUGACCCGAGUCGCGUCCAGGCAGGGGUUUUCGAAACCAUGUCUAGGUCAUCGAAAGGAAAGCGACCUUCGGAAUCCAGCAGGAAACCUUCAAGUUCACCAUCGCCGCUAUUCAGUGUUCGUCGGACCUAUGGGACCAAGUUUGAAACGACUCGGUACGAGUCGGACGAUGAUCAGCAUGAUCCGGCGAGUCAGCGAGUGAUUCCGUUUCGGGAGCAUUUGUCGACGGCCACUUCGAUCGUGUUGACGACGACGGGAUUGAUUGACGAAAAUGACGCGUCUUCCAAAGAAAAUGAGUCGACGAGCAAAGAAUACAUGGACAAAUUGGCAAGAGUGUUUGGUGUACUGGUAAUAGCAAUUGGCGCAUCACCACCAAAUCCAACAGUGGGAAAAGAUGACGAAAGUGAAUUGGAUAGUGAUGGAUGUGAUGGGGAGGGUUCGAGGCCCAGGCAUGGGCUGCGCGAAACUAGUGAAGGGGUUCAGGUGAUGGAAGAUCAGCAGCCGAGUGAAGCUACUCUGAAGCACUUUCGCGAUGUCGGGGUGUCAUUUGAGGAAGUCUCUCCUCUGGUUCCCAUUAAAGGCCGGACGUCGACGAAGCUGGCCCGGGCCGCCUCGAUCGUGGCCUUCGCCAAGGAGAUGGCGUCUGCGGCGGCUGUCGGGGCCAGUGAGUUGCCGGGCAGGCGCCACCGGAGAUCCCGCGGAUUCGUCGGCGCCGACAGGGAAAGGAAGAGGGACAGGAAUCGGGACUGGGUUUUGUCGCGUAUCCACAUCAUGGUCCUCGCCCGGGGCGUCUUGUGCGUGGCAUCUGCAAUCGGGGCCUCUCUUUUGGCCUUCAACGACGUUGGCAACACUACCCUCUGGCUUAGUCAUAUGUGCCUACUUUCCGUGCACCAACCAGAAACUGUGAAUUUCAUUUUUCCGCAUUCUGCUGAAAAAGAUUUUGCGAGGCGGUUCGGCUCCUACGUGGUCUUGUUCACUGGGAUCAGUUACGCGCGGAAAGCCCCUCUAUUCAUCCUUUUCCUCACCUUCUUGUUUACCGGCCUGACCAACAUGGAGGAAGGCGAGAUGCUGCUUGACACUCUUCAAAACCUGGAUGGCAGUGCCCGGGCCGUGAGCGAGAAUCAGCCCACCGUGGCUGGACAAGAGGGUUACUACGAUUACGACUCGGGUACAGCACCGAUGCUUCGGGUGUGGGGGGAGGACGCCCCGAAGGCGCCGGAACCGCGCGGCGCCAGGACGCGGCGAGGGCGUGGAAAUUUGCGUGAAGGGUUAUUCGUAGGAGAGCCACCUUUUAUUUUCCAUCGGAUGAUUUCAACUGCCAUUGCCUUUCCGAAAUUUCAGAGGAAGUUGACCGACUUCAUUACUACCUUUGAUGCCUUUAUUAUGCCAAAGAAACCGGAGAAAGAGAAAAGGGAACGCAAACGAAGGCGUCGGUCGGUGGUCGUGAAACCCGGAUCCGCUGGAAGAUCUGGCAGUAGUCGAACGGGUUCUUCUUCGCACCUCCGAACCCCGCGUGGGACCCCGGAGAAGUUGCAAACGGUCCAUGGGUCUCGCAGUUCCAAAGCCUCCAUCCGUACUUCAACCGGUACUGGGCUGAAACUGCCGCCAAUCAACGCGACCACCACCACCACCACCACAGGAACUCGAAACAAGUACCGCGUGAUGCCGAAAGUCGACACGGGUCUGAGAGGUUCGAGUAACAACAAGACGCAGAAGAAAGUGAUCGGAUUGGAGACGGAAACCCUGUUGAUGGCUGCUGCUGCUGCAUCGAGUGCAGUCCGGAAGACGAGUGUCGUCAAACAAGAAACUGUCCAACAAGUGACUGAGACCGGGGCCCGAGUGUUUGGCUCUGAUGCACAACGUCCUCGAACGACCCCGAACCUGGAUUUUGGCAAAGCCUUCGAGCGGGAGAUCGUGACCAUCAGUCCGGCUUUGAGCACCGUCAGCGAACUCGGAACCAAGUUGCACAAUGAAGCCAAGGGCACGGAAAUCAUGAACAUUUUAAAUUCCAAGAGGUCCAAGUUCAAUCGGGCGAUGGAGGCUCAACGAAAGGGUGCGUUGUUGCGGGACGAGGUCAAGCCGAAGCCGCAAAAGAUUCUAGAGAUUGACCUGGAUACACCUGAUGACAGGGUUUUGGAAGCCCUGAGACGGUUGUCCAUUGGGGAAGAACGGGUCAAGUCGCCGGAGGGAAAAGUGAGACGGCCGAGGUGCUCCGUGUGUCGAAAAAAGUUGAACCUGACCAACGGGUUCGAUUGUCGGUGUGGGAAUUUGUUUUGCGGUUUACAUCGGUACGCAGAAGCUCACGAUUGCAGCUUCGACUACAAGACCGAGGGAAGAAGACAGAUCAGCGAGAGCAAUCCUUUGGUCAUUGCGCAGAAAUUGCCCAAAAUUUGAAGCCCUUGUUUUAGUGCCUUCAUUGCUGGAUGAUGAGCAUUUGGUUCCAGGCAGCGAUUACUCGUACCUGUGAUUUUGUGGGCACCGAUUUGAAAAAAAUAUUUGGGGGAAUGAAACAAAGCAGAAAGAAAUAUUUAAUAUUUGUGAUGAAUCAAAAAUGGCAAUAUUGGCGAAAUUUGUGAUGCGUCAAUCGACGUUUUUUUUCUUCUUUUUUUCUGAUGCUAGUUUUGAAAUCUUAACGUUCCAUGAAAGCAAUAUUGUAAGGUUUUGGGAAAUGCAAGCUUGUGAGCAUGAACCGAAACGAGCUUUACUGAGGAUUAGAAUUUAUGCAUUGCGCCAUUUUUAUCCACUCGCGUCGUAGUGUGAAGACUUCCGUAGUUUAAAAUGCUUCUAAUACAAACAAUUUCUUCGCACGAAAAGA